Lytechinus variegatus (green sea urchin) is the source of this 1533-nucleotide messenger RNA. RefSeq lists its product as uncharacterized. The coding region runs from base 281 to 1462 and encodes 393 amino acids. NCBI's taxonomy places the organism in Eukaryota, Metazoa, Echinodermata, Echinoidea, Temnopleuroida, Toxopneustidae. The transcript has a single exon. The record is from RefSeq and is a predicted model, not a curated record.
AAAAAGGAAUCUAAGAGUUAUACAUUAUACAACGAAUAUUCAUAGAAUGCACAUUAGUUAUCACCAUGAUCGCAGGUCCUCCAAAAGGAGGUCGUCUCAUAUUUCCAUAAUUUUUUUUCAACCACUAGCCAUUCUAUGUGGAAUGUCCGAUAACUCUGAUGCUGUCGGAGAAGUUGUCGAGCGAUAAGAAACGUAUUCUGCAGUCGUAUCCAAGUUGUCUCAGAAAAAGAUCAAAACCCGUUGACAAAAGAUUAUAACGUGGGGAAGUGAUUGGAUCAGAAUGUCGGCAGCAUCAAACACGCAGCGCAAGGUCCAAGAUGACAGUAAAGGCAUUUCUAAACUGUUCUCCAGAAUGACCAAGGUUCAUGAAGUCAACCGAAAAUACGACCACGCCCUCAGCGUCAGGGUCGACGAGCUGCGCCAGAAGGAGCACAUGGAGCGAGUCCGGCGCUAUUCGGACGUCAGGGUCUUACAACGCACCCUCUCUGAGAUGCAGAUGGAAAGGAGUCGAAUGACGCACACCUUCACGCCAGAGGAAAUCGACAAUGACGAGGUUGCACCGGUCAUGUCCUGGCGUAAGAUCCAACUGAAGCGAUUCCAAACACAGCCCAGGGUCAGGCAGCGGAGGAGAUCGAACGCUGCUCAGACACUCCUUGCCGUGACAGAUAACACGGAAUUCACCGCAAAGAAUAAGUUCAGGUCGGCAGUAAUGGCGGUGUGUCUGUCUAAAGCUCUAUCAAAGAUUCCUGAAAAGAACAAAAUAAGUGAAACACCAGAGAAUCAAACAGUUCAACUUGAAAAGAAUAAGAGUGUCUCGACCAUAAACUGGAUAAAGCAAUUGAAGCACGCGAACGAAGACAAACUAGCACCAACGCACACUCCAAAUAAAAUUGAAAGCAUUGAACCGAAAAAUGAGACGGAGAAGUGCGAAUCUUCGAUGCCCGAAACUUCUGGAAUAGAACGAUCAUCACAGAGCCUUGAUAUCUUAAGGAACAGUUCAUCAGACCAGAGUAAAUCAUCGUGGGCAAGACCAGCAGAUAAAAAAGUCAACCCUGUACCGACUUUCGGUCAACUGCACCCAGCCCGUCGUUCGUCAUUGCCACGUCGACCGGGCGACCCCAAAAGAAGGCGACCGUCGACAUCAGAUAAUAUGGACAAUGACUCCCCGCAGUUUUUCAUGGACAAAACUGGAACAGUUCGCCGACUUUCAAGGCCAACGAUCAAGGACGACAUCGACGAUCAAGGAAGUCGAGGGUUAAGAUCGCAGAGUUCUUCAGAUACACCAAGAACUUGCAAGGUAUAUUCCGCAGACUCGUCGCAUUGGGACGUAUUGAACGACGAGUCGGAGUGUAAAAACGGAACGGUGCCUUCGAAAUUGGAAAGGAAAAAGAGUGAGCAGCUGAAGAGAGAUAAGGAGGUAAUGGAGAGGCUGCGUAAGUUCCUCGACUCUACGAUGCCGUGAGACUGAUUUCAUUAAUUCAUUGAGAUGAAUACAUUAAGCCAUUAUGGCCGUAUUUUGAAGCCCAGUUUAAC